AAUCUUUAAGGAAUGUAAGGGGGGGGCUGGAAAGACGAAUCAGUGCGUAAAGCAAGAGGAGAGGAAAAAUAAUCUAAAAGCCCUGAGAGGAUAGCAAAUCUGAAGCUUUGAAGAACCAAUAGCAAAAAAAGAGUGUUCUUUAAUGGCAAACUAUCAGGAAGAGGCUAACAGAGCUACCAAGAAAAAUAUACACAAGGGGCAAAAAUAGUUUCCUCUAGUCUCUGUAAAAUAGGCUUUGCAAGAUUAUACCAACAGUCGAUAGCAGUAUGGCACUUUUCCUGUUCUGCAAGUCUCCUGCAGGCCCGGUCAGAAUGAACAGAAUACAGCUCAUCCUGUGCUGUUUCCUACUGUCUCUUAUCAUAUAUUUCUUCAACGGAUCUAAAGCUGCUGUCAGUUCAAAGUCAGUCCAUCCCUUAGCUGAGGUGUUGGGAAUGAAGGAUGGAAGAAUACUGAAAGACACGUCUGUUAUCAAGACGGUGGACCCAAGACAUUCAGAGAGGACAUCAUGGGGAGCUCCUUUGGUGUGGGGCGACAGCCACAAUUCGGUGUGGCGCAGGGCCAAGCUCUCAGAACAAGGAAUCAGCGUAGGCCUGUUGGUCCUUGUGGUUGGAACUUAUGCCCGGUUUAUACGUCAUUUCCUAACCUCAGCUGAAACCCACUUUCUCCCUGGUCAGAUGGUCACAUAUUACAUUCUUACAGACAAUCCCCGUACUCUGGAUCCUCCGCUCGAUCUGGGCCCUGGACGGCACAUGAAGGUUCUCCCAGCUGCAGAGCUACCCGGCUGGGACCGACUGGCUUACCGUCGGAUGGUCUUGUUUACUGAAACCAUCUUUGAAUUGAUUGGCAAAGAGGUUGAUUACAUCUUCUGCACUGAUGUCGACCAGGAGUUUGUGGGUCCAGUGGGAGAAGAAAUCCUCGGGGAUCUGGUAGCUACGUUGCACCCAGAGUUUUUUAAUGUGCAACGAAAUCAAUUCCCUUAUGAAGACCAAGAGGAUUCAUCUGCUUGUGUGGAGGAGGAUGAGGGGGACUACUAUUACACCUCGGAGUUUUAUGGUGGGGUAGUUUCUCAGAUGCGCAGGUUGGCUCGGGACUGUUCUAUGCUUAUACUUCAGGACGAGGCAAACAAGGUAACAGCCAGAGCACUGGAGGAAAGCUACUUAAACCGCUACCUGAUCGACCAUAGGCCGACCUGUGUGCUGUCACCAGAGUACAGCUGGUGGGAUUCACCACUGACUGUGCGUGUGCCUAAAAAGAGACUAGUCUCUUUAGGAAGGCAGUGUGAAGCAUAUGACAACAGAAUUGUUAAAAAAUUUUAAAUGAAGUACCUAUUUAAGUUUGCAGUGGCUUACAAAAGUAUCCAAACACCUUUUAGAAUCCCAACAGUUAAUCCCAACCAUUACUGGGAUUCUAUGGAAGUAAAGGAAAUAAUACUUGAAGGGUAUGGCUUGUGUUGAAUGCAACGGAUUCAAUACUUUGCAGUACGAUCUUUCACUCUUAUUAGAGCAAGCUGCUUAGUAAUGCUUAAUGUAUCAUUGUUUGUUGGUUUCUUAGUAUGAUAUAAUCAGUAGUGGCAAAAAGUCAAAAUGCAUGCAUAGCCUAUUCAACACAUCUAGCUAAUAAAAUAUUUCUUGAAUCCUAAAAUAGACAUGAAAUCAGAUUCUGGGUACCAUUGAUAAGCUCCACUGACAAAUAACUCUAUGAUGACAUCAUUUCUGUUAUGUUGUUUCAUUCAACAUUUAUUUGACUGGGUAAAAUAUUUCAUUAAAGUUUUUUUUUACAUUUUCCGAUUUUUUUAUUGCAUGCUUGUGUAUACUGUGGAUUUUUUUUUUUUUUUCAGAAAAUUUUGCAAAUCACACUUCAUGUCAUUUACAUUUAUGUCAAACUGUCAAAUGCUUCCAUGACCAUGGUUCUUCUUGGGGGCAGUUGGUUCAAGAUGAUUUGCACAGAAAUAAAGUGUUUUUUACAUAUAGGCAAAAAAAAAAAAAAAAAAGU
Cyprinodon variegatus (sheepshead minnow) is the source of this 1992-nucleotide messenger RNA. Its product is annotated as globoside alpha-1,3-N-acetylgalactosaminyltransferase 1-like. The record is from RefSeq and is a predicted model, not a curated record. Gene Ontology annotation, biological process: carbohydrate metabolic process. Gene Ontology annotation, molecular function: hexosyltransferase activity. The transcript is spliced from 3 exons. The coding region runs from base 267 to 1316 and encodes 349 amino acids. Gene Ontology annotation, cellular component: Golgi apparatus; vesicle; membrane. Lineage: Eukaryota; Metazoa; Chordata; Actinopteri; Cyprinodontiformes; Cyprinodontidae.